Messenger RNA from Recurvomyces mirabilis, 1521 nucleotides. It is a transcript of the gene ssr3, whose product is annotated as SWI/SNF and RSC complex subunit Ssr3. The transcript has 2 exons. NCBI's taxonomy places the organism in Eukaryota, Fungi, Ascomycota, Dothideomycetes, Mycosphaerellales, Teratosphaeriaceae. The coding region runs from base 1 to 1521 and encodes 506 amino acids. Gene Ontology annotation, cellular component: SWI/SNF complex; nucleus. Gene Ontology annotation, biological process: regulation of transcription by RNA polymerase II. The record is from RefSeq and is a predicted model, not a curated record.
AUGGCCACCUCUCUCGGCCACAAACGCAAGAUCUCCUUUGCUGACCUCGAGCGCACCUUUCGCGCUGCAGGCCCUAUGGUACCACCUCCACAUCACCCCAAUCAACAACAACAACAACAACAACCACCACUCAAUCCCGCCCAACUUCAAGCCCAACGUCUCGAAGAGAUCCGACGCCAAGACGCUGCUCGUCGGAUAAGCAAGAAGCCCACGGACCGAGAGAUCCCGGAUGAAUUGUCGGGAGUAAUUGUGGGCGAUGGAGUGGAGCGGUAUCAGAAGUUGAGGGAUGUAGAGAGGAGGCUUGACGCGGUCAUGAUGAGGAAGCGGCUGGAUGUGAGCGAUAAUCUGCAGAGGCGGUAUACGAGGCGGGAGGGCGUGAUGAGAGUGUGGAUUAGUAACACAGCGGAGGGACAGCCAUGGCAGGUGAUGGAGGAAGGCGGAGGAAUGGGCGAGGACGGCGGCUUCGAGUUCGGGGAUAACAGCCAGGCGACUUUCCGUGUCAAGAUCGAAGGAAGGCUACUGGACGAGGAGGCGCAGGAGGAUGGGAAGGAAAAACAGAAGGAGGAAGACGGGGAUGUGAAGCCGCCACCGCAGAAACGACCACGACUCAGUCAUUUCUUCAAGGCAAUCACGAUUGAUUUUUCGCGCAAUCCGGCUUUGCAGCCAGAUGGCUAUAGCGCGAUCGAGUGGCAGAAACCUGUUCCUGGACCCCAGAACCCGACUUAUGAUCCUAGUAGUAGUGAGGUCAGCUUCGAUACGCUGGAGUUCGAGCGGAAGAGCGACGAGAAUAUCAACGUCACCAUGAACCUCACGCGAGAUGAGAAGAAUGAGCGAUAUAAGCUUAGUCCUCUACUCGCGGAGAUCUUAGAUACCGAAGAGGAAGAUCGAGCGGGUGCUGUGCAGGGCGUGUGGGAGUACUGUCGGGCGAUGGGUCUACAGGAGGAUGAGGACAAAAGGAGUAUUGUCUGCGACGAGCCGCUGAGAAGGCUUUUUAAACAAGACAAAAUCUACUUCCCCUACGUCCCGGACCUCCUGCACCCACACCUCCACCCCCUCCCUCCCAUCCAACUCCACUACACCAUCCGCGUCGACAACCCCUACCUCACAGACCCCACCACACCCUCGGCACCCACCAUCUACGACCUCCGCGUCCCUCUUCCCAACCCGACCAACGCCCACCUCACCCGCUUCCACACCUCAAAACCCCACCUCCAAAGCCUCCAAACUAUCGUGAAAACCGACGACGAUCUCGCCUUACUGGUCCAAGGCAUCCAUGCCCAGAAUGCGAAGAGGAGGUUUUAUGAGCAGUGUGCGAGGGAUCCGGCGGGGUUCGUGAAGAGGUGGGUGGGAAGUCAGAGGAGGGAUUUGGAGGUUGUGCUUGCGGAGGCGGGGAGGAGUGGCGGUGGGGAGGAUGGGGGGGUGGGGGGAGAGGAGUGGAGGAAAGGUGGUUUGGGUGGGGUAUGGGGGAGCGAGGGGGCCAGGGAGGGGGUGGGGCUUUGGUUGGCUAGGGGGAAGCAUUGA